AUGGCUUCCUCACCACGUCGGUCCUCUGAUGCCGAUGGCCAAGACUCUAACGUGACCAUUGUCGGCCGUGCCCGACGCGCCUCACUUUCCGUCAUCAAUGCCAAUCCUCAGCUCGGCAUCUGGCAGGCCGCCGGUACUGCCAUCGCCCAGGCUCCCAACCUGACGGAGCUCCGGGACAUGGACAUGGGCGCCAACAACAUCACAUUCAACUCGCAGGGCCAUUCUGCGCGUCUGGCUGCCGUAUACGAAGACACCGGACGACUUGCGCUGGUCCGCAGCAACACGCGAGUUCUUGACAAGGAGUCUGACCAGGAAAAGGCGCCACCCGUGCGCGUCGCAGAAACGCCUGCAGAAGCUGCUCAGCAAGAGCCGACCGCCAAGACAAAGGAGCACCACCGUCACAGACAUCAUCUGUGGCAUCACAGCCACGGCGAAAGCGAUGGGAAAAAGGCAGACAUUGGGCCAACAAUUAUGCACGGCCUGCAGGCGUUCUGGAAGUUCUUCAUCACACCGGCUGGCUUCCUCAUUACCAUCUACUGUCUCAAUAUUGUCGCAUGGGGUGCCAUGCUCUUCUUCCUGCUACUCAAAGCCGCGCCCGCCAUGAACCAUCCCUCCGCCGAUGACAACUCAUCCCCGCGCAAGAUCUGGCUCGAAAUCGACUCACAGAUCCUCAACGCCCUCUUUUGCGUCACAGGUUUCGGUCUUGCGCCCUGGCGCUUCCGCGAUCUGUACUACUUCAUUCGCGGCGCACACAUGCGCGAGAGGAUCGCCAUGGCCAAGCUCGCCAAGCAGAACCGCGGCUGGUUCCGUCCACCGACUUGGUAUACGGAGAUUCAGGAGACGGAGGGCGAAACAGACGACCAAAUAAAACCGCCCACCUUUACUGGCCAAGUUGCCCCCCCUACGCCCGUCUGGAAACUUGGCUUUACAAUCUGGAUGAUGGUAUGCAACACCCUACUUCAGGCGGUUCUGUGCUUCUUCAUGUGGCACUACAACCGUAUAGAUCGCCCUAGCUGGGCGACGGGUUUAUUCAUCGGCCUUGGUUGCGGUGUCUCAAUGCUUGCCGGUCUUAUGUCUUAUUGGGAAGGGCGUAAAGUCAAGAAGAUUGAGGGCCCUGCCGUCGAGGUUGUUGAGGGUGUAGAGGUGGUUUAG
This is a messenger RNA of Akanthomyces muscarius, 1152 nucleotides long. RefSeq lists its product as uncharacterized. Lineage: Eukaryota; Fungi; Ascomycota; Sordariomycetes; Hypocreales; Cordycipitaceae. The transcript has 4 exons. The coding region runs from base 1 to 1152 and encodes 383 amino acids. The record is from RefSeq and is a predicted model, not a curated record.